Messenger RNA from Gossypium arboreum, 1061 nucleotides. Its product is annotated as myb-related protein 308-like. The record is from RefSeq and is a predicted model, not a curated record. Bases 98 to 865 code for a protein of 255 amino acids. NCBI's taxonomy places the organism in Eukaryota, Viridiplantae, Streptophyta, Magnoliopsida, Malvales, Malvaceae. The transcript has 3 exons.
AAACCCUAAAUAGAUACCCCUUCGUCCUCCCCCCCUUGUGCUUUGUUUCUGUCUUCAAAGAGCAGCUCAGCCGGUGAUUCCUAAUUAGCGGUGGAUAAUGAGGAAGCCUUGUUGCGAUAAGCGAGACACCAAUAAAGGGACAUGGUCCAAGCAAGAAGACGAGAAGCUCCUAAAUUACAUUCGAAAAAACGGUGAAGCUGGUUGCUGGCGCACUCUUCCUCGGGCUGCUGGGCUCCUUCGAUGUGGUAAAAGUUGUAAGCUGAGAUGGAUAAACUAUCUAAGGCCUGAUGUUAAAAUAGGAAACUUUGGUGAAGAUGAAGACGACCUUAUUAUCAAGCUUCAUGCACUUUUAGGCAAUCGGUGGUCGUUGAUUGCUGGAAGAUUGCCUGGACGUACCGACAAUGAAGUGAAGAAUUAUUGGAACUCACAUUUACGAAGGAAGCUCAUAAACAUGGGCAUCGAUCCAAAUAAGCAUAGCUUGACCCGCCACAACCGCCCACAUCAUAAUUCCAAUACUAACACCAGUGCAAGUGCAACAUUAAUAUCAUCUGCUUCAAAACUCCCAAAGUCCCAUAAAUGCAUUGCACCGCCCAACAACAAACCCUGGCGCGACAACGAUCAAGUUUCCGAUGCCGCAAGUUGCUUGUUGGAAGAUGAAGAUGAUGAUAAUCUGCCAUGCAGUACUACUCAAUAUCAGCUGCCUGAUCUGAACCUAGAGUUGACUAUCAGUGUUUCAGCUCCUAAUUCCACGGCUAAACUUGAACAACAUGAUCAUCAGAUUCAGGAACCAAACCACAAACAAUGCUCCAACAUAUCAAGUGACCUACACUUCUCCUCAACUCCCACUCUUCUUCUUUUUCACUAGUCAAUUUGCUUCUCCAAGCCCACUUAUUUUACCUCAAAAUAUAAUUACAUAACUAGGUUAAAAUGGAGUUAGGAAGUUGUCAUGUGUUUUUUAUUCCUUUGGUUAGGUUUUAUUUUAUUUAAUAUAAUGUACGAACACAUGCCACAUUCCUAUAACUUUGCGUUUAAUUCCAUGGGAAGUGUUCAUCCAUCUAAAA